This is a messenger RNA of Aplysia californica (California sea hare), 1878 nucleotides long. Its product is annotated as collagen alpha-4(VI) chain. The coding region runs from base 235 to 1473 and encodes 412 amino acids. The record is from RefSeq and is a predicted model, not a curated record. NCBI's taxonomy places the organism in Eukaryota, Metazoa, Mollusca, Gastropoda, Aplysiida, Aplysiidae. The transcript has a single exon.
UACAAACAGUUGUCACUUGCUCUGUACACAAGCCACAACCACCGUCAUCUGCUGUUGAGACGUAACGAAUUGAAACAAACCAAACUUUGUCAAAAUUCAAUCACAAACCUUCCACUGAGACGCAAUUUGUGAAUGUGCAUCGAACUUUAAUUGAAAUUCCAUCUCGCUUUGUGAACGCGCAUUGAAUUUUAGUGAAACUACAGAAGAAAAGACAAGAACGUGAUCCAGACUAAAAUGCUCAAACUAAUCUGCAGCCUACUGUUCGUCCUUGUUGCAGUCCACGCACGGGUCGUCAAACGUGAGACUGUGGUGGACCUGGGGGACCACCUCCUCGAAUGUAAACAAGAGCCGAUCGAGUUGGGCAUCGUGCUCGACUCCUCCAGCUCCAUCAGUCAUCCAGAUUUCCAUAAGGGCAUCGAGUUCCUCCAGGAUUUUUUGAACCAGUACGUGAUCGGAGAUGGCCCCAAUGACGUCAGAGUGUCCGUCAUCACAUUCGGCAAAGGUAUCUACAAACAAGACUCUUUCAACCUGGACACGUACCACAGCAAAGAUGAAGUCAUCCAAGCUAUUGGAAAAGUCCCGCACAAGGUUGGUCUCUACACGUCCACGGGAGCAGGUAUCAAGUACAUGAGCGAGACACAGUUGUCUAUGAAUGUGUCCAGACCCUGGGCUGACCGCAUCAGCAUCGUCAUUACAGACGGCAACUCUCAGAUUUGGCGCGAAACCAGAGACGCUGCCCAGGCAGCUCAGGACAGCGGUAUCAUCAUGUUCGCCGUGGGUGUGGGAAACGUCCGCGAUGAAGAGCUGCUCACAAUCGCCGGCGACGAGAGCAGGAAGGUCAAGGUCGACAACUACGAUCAGCUGAAAGAGAUAAAGACGAGCCUGGCCCACAAGACCUGCAUCAAGAAAGAGAAGACCACCACGACCACCCCUGUGCCUCAGACAGAGAAGUGUGGCGAGGAACACCCCGCCGACAUCUACUUCGUCUUCAGCCCCGCCGAGCUUGGCCUUGAGGUCACCUCCUGGACCACUUCCUUCGUCUCCAACGUCGUCAACCAGGACCAGAUGGAGCACGGCUUUCGGUUCGGUGUCGUUUCCGGUUCCUGCCCCGACGACGAAGGGUUCGACUUGGACGACUACACAACCGCUGAUGAUAUCGAGAACAGGCUGACCAACUACCUGAUGCCACGCAUGCCUGCCCUGGUGGACAGACUGUCCCAGUUCGGCUACUCCGAGAUCGCCGGAGGCCGUAGCGAGGCUCGUGACGUCGCUGUUCUCGUGGCCAAUGGCGGGAAGAAGAGUAAGGGUCUGGAAGAGGAGGUGAGUCGUCUGCGGGAGAAGGGAGUGCAAGUCUUCAUCGCAGACCCCAGCGACUCUGGCGUCAGUGUAGAGGGCGCCAUUACUCUUACAGGUCGCAGUGUCAAGGACGUGUCCGCUAACCUCGUCACCCACCUGUGCCCUGUCAGGAACUAAGAAGAAACUGACGACCAAUCUCCUAAACCUCUGAACCUUUUUUUCUUCAAGAUCUCCCACAGCGACAAAGUGCAAUAAUCCCAAAACGUCGUCUUUACAUUGGAAACAAUCUCAAAUUAUAUUAUAUUAUAAUUAUGUUAAACCAUUUUGGGGGGCUACCACAGAGGGAAAUUACAUUGUGAUAAAUAUUUAUUUAUGGAGUUUAAUUAAAUGUAUACAUUGUAUUUAUCUUUAUUUUUCAAUUAACUCGUGAAAAAUACCCGGAUGUAAUGCAAGACUGAUAAGCAUGCACUUGUGAGUUUGUGAGUCUGUGUACAUGUGUCAGCUUGAGUGUGUGUGUGUAUGUGUGUAUGUAUGUGUGUGUGUGUGUGUGUGUGUGUGUGUGUGUGUGUGUGUGUGUGUGUG